AUGAAAGAUAAACCUGCACCCUCCUAUAAAUACUUCGCGCAUAAAUGGGUUCGAUCACAAACUACACGCGGAUAUAUCUCACCUUAUGCGACACCUGCUUAUCCCGGUUUACGACGGUACAAAUCCACGGCUGAGCCAUCUCCUCCCGUCGUUCCAAGUACUUCCCCACCUUUACCAAAUAAUCCUCGUACGCGAUCAUAUCUCUCAUCACUCAUCCCUAAUCCACAUCAGUACGGCUCACCUUACAACUCAAGCACCAUGGCUCCUCCAUCUCGAACACAACGAGCAAAGCGCCCCCGCAAAAACGGCCCAAGCAAAUCCAACAAACCCGUCGUUCUUGCCCCACCUAUUCCAUCUCCUCCUUCUGCUACCUCUGCAUCCCAACAGCCCCAGGAUCCCCGCUACUCAUUAACCUACAUCCUUAACUCUCCUACUCUAGCUCCCCACAACCACAUCACCCCCGCCCGCUCCCUCCAAAGUCUCCCCGAGAAGAUCCGCCAUCUGAUCUGGAGCUACGCACGUUCCCGCACCAUCUGCAUCACCAUCUCCAACGAUCUCAUCUAUAGUCGCUCACCCAGCCCCAUCACCUUGCGCAUUAAUCGGGAAUCACGCUCCGCAACAAUACACCACUACUCUGCUCAUCCACGCUUUUACAUCCUGGGCACGCAACACGAGAACAAGGAGAGGAUUCACUAUCCAUUCUUUGAUCCCAGUGUUGAUAGCGUGGUAUUGAAUGGUAUUUCCAUGGAUCACACAUCUGCUCUGAGUAGUGCUAUUUUUGGAUUCUAUGAAUCGGGUAGGAAAGAGGUUGCGUAUCGAAAGAGAGAAGUGUUCGAUUGUGCACAUAUGGAUAUUCUGCACUCUUUGCAUAUUCCAGCGCGAGUAUGGGAUUGGAAUCGCAUUCAACGGGCGCCAAGGGCGGAGAUCAGGUUUCGACAUUUGUCGGAGAUUGUUUUGGAGGGGGGAGCGAUGGGGUUGAGGACGGAGAAAGAUGUUAAAAAGUGUAAAGCGUUGAUCAGAGAGUGUUUUGAGAAGAACGUUGAGGAGAUUGACGAUAUGGAUGGGGUGGAAUUCGAGAGUCAUGGGUUGGCGAGGACUGCGAAUGUGGAGAUCAAAGAUCCGGAAGUGAGAGUCAUCAUGCCCAAUGGUUUGGAUCAUGAAUGGAUGUUCGAAGAAGAUGAGCUGGGGAUGGAAUCGAUGGAGGAGCGGGCAUGGGUGAUGAAUUUUAUUAGCAAGGUUAAAGCGAGUCGUUGA
Botrytis byssoidea is the source of this 1254-nucleotide messenger RNA. RefSeq lists its product as uncharacterized. NCBI's taxonomy places the organism in Eukaryota, Fungi, Ascomycota, Leotiomycetes, Helotiales, Sclerotiniaceae. The transcript has a single exon. Bases 1 to 1254 code for a protein of 417 amino acids. The record is from RefSeq and is a predicted model, not a curated record.